ACAUUGUUUGUCAGUGCCGGUUAAUCAGGCUAGAAGAAAAAUUAAUUGUCGUAGUAGUGGUUUGUCGUACGUUGUGGUCGCAUCUCAGCUCCAAAAGGUUGAUAUUGAAGAAAGUGCUGUAAGGUGUGAAAAUGCCGUCACAGACUUCAGGCGAUUUGCUUAUGGAAGCCAAAGAUUCGUCUAUCGAAUUUGGGAGGGUACUGGCUAAUCCUCCCCCAGGAGAAGAAAUUGUCAUAACCGGUCUGUCGGGCCAAUAUCCAGAUUCACGCAAUGUCCAUGAAUUCAGGGACAAUUUAUUUAAUAAAAUUGACAUGGUAUCGGACGACUCCAGAAGAUGGGAACCGAAUCAUCCAGAAAUUCCUCAGAGAGGCGGGAAACUCUUUGAUAUUGCAAAAUUUGAUGCUGGAUACUUCGGUUUUCAUCAUCGGCAAGCACAUUCUGCUGAUCCAAUGCUCAGACUGUUGCUGGAAACCGUAGUAUCAGCCAUAUUCGAUGCUGGGCUCAAUCCCUCUGAUCUGGAGGGUACCAAUACGGGGGUAUUUGUUGGUGUUUGUUUCAGUGAGAGUGAAAAAUAUUGGUUUGUUGAUAAACCGGAACCUCAGAGCUUUGCCCUAACCGGCUGUGAACGAUCCAUGAUGGCCAAUCGCAUCAGCUACUUCUUGAAGCUGAAAGGGCCAUCUUUUGUUUGUGAUACGGCCUGCAGUAGUUCACUGUAUGCUUUUGAGAACGCUUAUAAAGCUUUAAGAGAGGGGCUUUGUGAUCAAGCCAUCGUGGGCGGAGCCAAUCUCUGUUUGCAUCCGUUUGUUUCACUCCAAUUCGCCAGAUUGGGUGUGCUGAGCGCAGACGGUCGUUGUAAGGUGUUUGAUAAAGACGGUAAUGGAUAUGCUCGUUCUGAGGCAAUAUCCGCUAUAUUGCUGCAAAAAGCCAAGGAUUCUAACCGGAUUUACGCUACAGUUUUACACGCUAAGACUAAUUGCGAUGGAUAUAAGGACUCUGGAAUUACAUAUCCAUCGGGUGAUGCUCAAAUUAAACUGCUGCAGGAAUUUUACCAAGAAUGCGAACAGGUGAAGCCAUUCGAGUUAAGCUUCUUAGAAGCGCACGGAACAGGUACAAAAGUAGGGGAUCCGGAAGAGCUGAAAGCAAUGGAAGAUGUUUUCCUUCCUGGACGAACUACACCUCUAUUGAUUGGUUCUGUUAAAUCAAAUAUUGGUCACUCUGAGCCGGCAUCAGGAUUAUGCUCAAUUACAAAGGCAAUAAUUGCUGCCGAAACGGGAUUUAUUCCACCAAAUCUGUACUACGAGGUACCGAGGCCAGAGUGCAAAUCACUGGAACAAGGAAAGUUCAAAGUUGUUACAGAAAAGAUGUCAUUCAGGGAUAAUAAGGGUCUUAUAGGGAUAAAUAGUUUUGGAUUUGGUGGUGGUAACUGCCAUGUCCUAUUGAGACACCACACUAAAACAAAGGUUAACUCUAAUAAAGUCGACUCUAUUCCGCGACUUGUGUGCGUAAGCGGUAGAACUGAAGAAGCCGUAAGCUCGCUGUUGGACAGCGUGACUGAAAACAAGGUAGACGUGGAGUAUGUGAGGUUGUUGCAAAAUGUAUUCAGGAAGAACAUUCUCGGACACGAAUACAGAGGAUAUUCGCUGUUAAUGAACGAAAAGGAAAUAUCCAGGUCCAUAGAUUAUGUAUCGCCAAAGGUCGAUAAAUUAGUGGUUUUCUUCAGCGACGUCAGCAACAUGUUUACCAGAAAUAUUGAAGAGUUAUUGGCUAUAUUUACUGUUUCAGAUAUGGUUAAAAGAUUGCAAGAAAUUAUGGCGCAAAACUCCAUAAACCUCUCAGCGAUUCUGCUCAAUCCCCAGCAACGCACUUUGUUUGAAAAAAUCCUGUUCAACUUUGUUCUUCAAAUGAUACUGGGUGACCUGUUGAAAACAUUGGGAGUUCUGUCCAAAUCUACCAAAGUUAUUGGCGUAAAUCGUGGAUUCUCGUUGGGAGUUCUGAUUUCUGCAUAUUUUGCUGAAAACAUUACUCUGAAAGAGUGCGUGGAGUCUGCGAUUGCUAUAGCUAAUGCUGGCAAAGACAUUAACGCCAACUUUAGUUCCGAUCUUUCUAGUUUGAUUCUAGGGAGUAAAACUGUAGUGGUCAAUCAAUUGAAGGAAAAACUUGCCCGGAUAUUAAGCCAACCGAAACGCAAUGACAAAAUAAGAUCUGAAUCCAAUGGCCCCCAAUUUUCAGUUGAUUAUCUCAUGAAGUUUCUCAGAGAUCCCACCGUGCCUGAUGAUGUUCGUAAACACCUGGUUAAAGACGUUGCUAUUUAUGAAGUGGGCAAUGGAGAUGUUUUAGCAAUGGUGAAGAAACUCUUCAAUUACAAUGACAAAUUCCUCGUGAGCCAUGGAGAGGAUGUGAGAGGCUUCAUCACCUCAAUUGGCAGAUUGUUUGACUUGGGAGUGAAUCCCCAAAUUCAUAAGAUUUAUCCUCCGGUUGCGUUCCCUGUAAGCAGAGGAACCCCAAUGAUUUCUCCCAAGGUAAAAUGGAACCACAAGAGCAACUGGUGGGUCACUUCAUAUGAGAUGGAAAACGACUUGCGAAUGGGAGUUAAGAGUAUUAAAGUGGGACGCAGUGUUUCGGCUUUUGAGUACAUGGUUGGGCAUGUUAUCGAUGGUCGAAAUCUGUUUGCUGCCACCGGUUACCUUUACCUAGUUUGGGAAACUUUGGCGUCUAUUACCGGUCUUCUAAUAGAAGAAAUGCCCAUUAUUUUUGAAAAUUGCAAAUUUAAGAGAGCCUGCACUAUGCCAGCGGAUAAUAUCAAGCUAGAGUUGAUUGUAAUGAUUCAACGUGGGAGCGGAAAUUUCGAAAUUAUUGAAGGUGAUGUGCCAGUGGUUACUGGAACUGCUAAAUUAGAAGCCAAAGGUACAGUAAUGGCAAACAUUCCAUUUCCAACCGGAGUAUCCGAACACGUAGCUCCACAUAUUGUCUCAAAAGAUGUCUACAAAGAGCUAAGACUGCGAGGAUACAACUACAAGGGUAAAUUUCGGUCAAUUAAGUCGUGCGAUAUCAGCGCCCAAACUGGAAAAAUUAGUUGGGAUGGAAAUUGGGUAUGCUUCAUCGACAAUAUGCUACAGCUGAAAAUCCUCCAAGAAGAUACCCGAAUGCUUUAUGUACCAACCGGAAUUGAACGAAUUAUAAUCGACCCUAAAAGGCACCUGGAAUUUGCAAAGAAAAUCAAUGAGGAGCAUCCAGAUUUGCCUGUUAUCGUCUCGCCGACAACAGGAAUUAUUAGAUGUGGAGGAAUCGAAAUCAAAGGCCUAAAUGCCAGUUCUAUAGCCCGACGAAAAUAUCUUGCUACCCCGGUGCUAGAGAAGUACGAAUUUGUUCCCAACGUAGCCAAACUGACAACAGGACAGGCUGUACGAGUUAAUAUGCAGAUUUUACUAGCAAAUCUGUAUAGCAUUAAAAUCAAGGCUGUAGAGUUAGUCGAUGAUGCGACUCCCCCAGGACUUUCACCUUUAGGUGAACUAGUCCAUGAUGUUCUUGCGGAUCAACCUCUGAUUCAACCAGACAUUAUUAUUCUAAGUAAAACUGAAUUGGAUGUGAAGAAUGUAAAAGUGGAGGACAAACGCCUGUUAACAGAGUUAGACUGCAGUCUUGUAGUUGGAUCACAAAUUUUGCAACGCAGUAACAUCCUGCAAUUAGCAUUUGGAUCCACCAAAGAAAAUGGCUUUAUUCUAUCACGAGAGCCUCUGGACUUUGAUGUUUCACCAGCCAAUCAUCCCUCUUUGAGCAUAGUAACAGUUUUCGAAACAGCGGACGAGAAGCUGGUGUUCUUUAAGAAGAAAACCGAGUUUGUUCCUCCGAAAGUAGUGAAUGUUUCUACGAAAAACAGACAGUUCACAUGGUUGCCUGAACUGCAAAAAGCAGUGGAAACAGACGGAAAUGUUGUCGUUUAUGCUCAAAACGAACCAAUGAAUGGAAUUCUUGGGCUAGUGGCUUGCAUUAGACGAGAACUAGGCGGUCAAAACGUCAGGUUGGUUUUUCUUCCGGAAAACGGGCCCGAUUUUAGUGCGAAUUUGCCAUUCUAUAAAGAGCAGCUAGAAAAGAAUCUGGUGGAAAAUAUUUACAAAAAUGGACAAUGGGGAACCUACAGGCAUUUACUGCUGGAACAAGUCGACGCUUUGAAUGUGGAACAUUGCUACUUAAAUUCACUUGUGAGAGGCGACUUGUCUUCGUUGUCAUGGAUCGGAGGGCCUCUAACAUCUAAUUGUUCGUUAGAUCCCGAGCAUACUUUAGUUUCAGUGUAUUAUGCGUCUCUAAACUUUAGAGAUGUGAUGACGGCCUCUGGCCGUAUUAACGUCGACGCUAUAACACGCGAUAGAAGAGAACAGGAGUGCGUACAAGGAUUUGAAUUUUCUGGUCGCACUCAAAGCGGUCAGAGAGUUUUUGGAAUGGUUACGAACGGCGCCUGUUCAACAUUGAUAGAGGCUGACACCUACAUGAUCUCUCCCAUUCCAGACGCCUGGACAUUGGAGGAAGCAGCAACGAUUCCCGUCGUUUAUGGAACCUGUUUCUUUGCCCUCAUCAAAAAAGGAAAAAUGAAGCGAGGCGAUACAGUUUUGAUUCAUUCGGGAACUGGAGGUAUUGGACAAGCAGCGAUUCAUUUAGCUCUUUAUUUUGGGUGCACCGUCUAUACGACUGUUGGAACGCAAGAAAAGAGAGAUUUUUUGAAGAAAACAUAUCCACAAUUAACCGACAAAAAUAUUGCAUAUUCGCGAGAUACGAGUUUUGAGAAACACAUAAUGGCAAUGACGGGAGGACGAGGAGUCGACGUUGUGCUGAAUUCCUUGGCGGAAGAAAAGCUUCUUGCAUCUGUCCGAUGUCUAGCUAAAGGAGGACGCUUUGUUGAAAUAGGAAAAUUCGAUCUUGCCAGCAACAACGAACUGAAUUUGCUGCUGAUCAGCAAAGAUGCCAGUUUUCACGGUUUGAUGUUAGAUUCCCUAUUCAAAGAGACUCCGGUGGUCAAACACGAACUGUUGAACUUCAUCUUCCAAGGUAUGGAGAAAGGGGCGAUUCGUCCAAUCAACCGAACCAUUUUCGGAAUGAAUCAAGCCGAGGCAGCUUUCCGCUAUAUGGGCACGGGAAAACACAUCGGUAAAGUUCUCAUAGAAAUCAGAAAAGAGGAGCAGGAGCCAAUCGUAGAACCUUCCCAUUUAACCUUCCCAGGACUCCCCAGGUAUUUCUGCGAUAGCAGUAAGUCCUAUAUAAUUUGCGGAGGCCUUGGGGGAUUUGGUUUAGAACUGGCUGAUUGGCUAACUUUGAGAGGCUGCAGAAAAUUGAUUUUGACAUCGAGAACGGGAGUCAGAACUGGAUACCAGGCAUACAGAAUAUCAAUAUGGCAAUCAUACGGAUGUACAGUACAAGUAGCCACAGAUGAUAUUACAACAUACGAUGGCUGUUUGAAUCUUAUUACGACGGCAAACCAGUUGGGCCCUGUUCAUGCUAUUUUCAAUCUUGCUGUAGUUUUGAAAGACUCCAUUUUAUCGAACCAAAGCGAAGAGUCAUUCAAAGUGUCUUUUUCACCGAAGGCGUAUGCAACUGAGUAUUUAGAUGGCAUUUCCAGAAAGCAUUGCCCGGAACUAAGAGACUUUGUCAUAUUUUCGUCUGUAUCUUGCGGUCGAGGAAAUGCUGGCCAGUCCAAUUAUGGCAUGGCAAACUCUGUGAUGGAACGAAUAUGUGAGCAGCGAAGAAGCGACGGUUUUCCAGCUUUAGCAAUUGAAUGGGGCGCAAUUGCAGAUGUGGGUCUAGUUGCCGAAAUGCAAAAUGAGGCAAUGGAAAUUGAAAUCGGAGGUACCUUGCAGCAGCGCAUCACAAGUUGCUUGCAGGUAAUGGAUAUUUUCCUCAAGCAGAAAGAAGCUGCAGUCGUGUCCAGUAUUGUAGUUGCGGAAAAGAAAAGUGGGACUGGUGGAGCUGAUAAUAUUGUCGAUGCUGUUGCAAAUAUUUUGGGUGUUAAAGAUUUGAAAUCCGUACCUCAUCAUGCAACUCUGGCGGAAGUAGGAAUGGAUUCGAUGACUGCAGUAGAAAUUAAGCAGACAUUAGAACGGGAGUACGAAGUAUUUUUGACUGCCACCGAUAUCAAAAGCAUGACUUUCGCAAAAUUAGUUGAAAUACAAGCUGAACGUGAUGCAACCGCACAGAAUGGUAUUAAAAAAGAGCCCGUUUUAAGCGGAAUGGAUAUGAUUCUACGGUAUAUGGGAGAUGGUUCAACAGCAGACAUUCCAGUUGUACCAUUAGAAGGAAAGCGCACAAACACUCAACCCCCAUCCACAAUUUUGCUGCUUCCUGGUAUUGAAGGACUUAUAACGAUUUUAGAGCCUCUUUACCGAAACUUAGAGGGCGAUUUAGUGGGACUCCAAUUUCCGACCAAUAAUCAGAAAGACAGCGUAGAAGAAAUGGCUGCGACGUACUUGCCAACAGUGGAGGGAAAGCUAUCAAAAUCAAAACCAUUCAAUAUAAUUGCAUACUCCUUUGGAGGAAUGGUCGCUUUGGAACUAGUGGCAUUAUUGGAAGAGAAAGGUUAUCGAGGAACUUUACUUCUCAUAGAUUCCAGUCCGGAUUAUCUCAAUAGUUUGGCUACAAUCCUAGAAGUGGACUCAGAUGAUAAAUUGCAGAUCAGUUUGUUAAUCCGCAUGAUGUCCUUACGAAUUUCCUACGAUAUUAUUUCCAAACAUGUUGCAUCACUGUUCAAACUCAAUACAUUUGAGGAACGCAUAGACUUGUGUCAGCAAAUCACAGCAGCAACUACGGACCAAAGUACUAAAAUAGAUCAAAAUGAUAAAUACCAGCGAGCAAUGGCGAUUUGCCUAUACAAAAGGAUAAAAGCCAUUGUUAAAUCUGGAUCUGAUAUAAAUCUCGAGUCGAGAGUGAUUUUGUUCAAGCCAACUCUCGUCAGCAUUAAACUUCCGGAAGAGGAUUACGGACUGUCCAAGUAUUGCAACAAACCUGUGGAAGUUCGAGUGUUUGAUGGCAACCAUGUUUCAAUCUUAGAUAAUGUUGAGGUAGCCAAUGCCAUCAAUGAACUGUUUGGUGUCAGUGAUAAAGACGUGGAAGGAAAGGGCGAAUUGCUGAUUAAUGUGGAUAAAGUACACAAAGAAAUUCCCACCAAGCUGUAGGAAUAUGGCAAAAAUUUCAGCACAUUUGCAAUUUAAUAUUAGUUGUUUUUGGUAAUUGAGAAAAUAUAUCUGCAAAAUCAUGCGUUGCAUUCUAAA
Molecule: messenger RNA, 7253 nt
Organism: Dendroctonus ponderosae (mountain pine beetle)
Lineage: Eukaryota; Metazoa; Arthropoda; Insecta; Coleoptera; Curculionidae
Product: fatty acid synthase
Exons: 34
Coding region: 132-7157 (2341 amino acids)
Biological process (GO): fatty acid biosynthetic process
Molecular function (GO): fatty acid synthase activity; oxidoreductase activity; phosphopantetheine binding
Source: RefSeq, a predicted model, not a curated record